AUGUUUGGCGAUCGGAGAUCUCCCGCAGCGCGUCGGAGAGCGGCGGGGAACCGACAGGCUCCGCAAGCACCGUCACAUCCGCAAACACGCCCGCCGCAACCGGUACAGACCUUUGUGCGGUCCCCGUACGACGACGAAGCGUCGAACAUGUCCUCCCGUCGACGGAAUCUCGCUUUAUUCAAGUACGGAUCUACCACAAAACGCAGUACUUCUUCGAUGGAUCGAUCGAGACAGCACGCCAAAGAAAUUGCGCUCAAGCUGACAACGUCGGCGAGUCUCCCCAAUUCCAGCUUUGGGGAAUUUGCCGAUUUCUCGUCGGCCUUUGGAUCGACAGCGACGCCUGCACCGUUCACGACUGCCACUGCUAGCAGGGCUACUACUACGACUCGAAGUAGUAAAAAGUUGAACGAUCAAGGACGACAGAAUCAAUACACGUCGCCGAGGACAUCGUCUCAGCCUCCCGUCAAGAACGAAUUUUUUGAUACGGAUCCCUUUCCGGACUCUAUAGGAGCCACACCUGCCGAAUCCCGAGAAGAACCGCGACGAGCACCCCCAUCACUGCCGAGCAAAGAAGAUGCUUUCUUUACCGCAGAGUUCGGUCAAAUGUCCGUCGAUACCCAUCCAAAUCGAUCGACAAGUGCACAGUCUUCCUCCUUUGUGGUCGCGGAAUGGCCUUCGGAAGAGCAAUCGAUGGCUACCAUGCCCGCUAACUCAUCAAUGCAGAGUCACUACGCCAUGUCGCAUCAAGAGCAGUAUCAAACACGGCCACAAACACCUCCCCCACCACCCCCGCGACCGAAACAACGGACACAACGAAGGGUCACCACACCACCACCAAAUGAAACAAGAACCACUCCGCGACGAUCCGUUCCUGCCUCCCUGGGGCAUGAAGCAUCGACAACACCCAAUCAACGGUUGGUCAACGACCCAGCCGCCGUCUCACCCAAUCCCUCCGUGAACUCGAGCGGAACCGCUGCUGCUAGACGAAGGCUGCGCGCGCAGCGCCGCAAAGGCGGUGAGAGAACGGACCAUGGAGACCGACAGUCCGAGCCGGAGAACACCCUACUCACAACGCCUCUUUCUGCCAAACGACACGACAAUUUCGAUAAUGUACCGGUAAACAGCGGUCACAACGCGACGACGUAUGCACCAACAACGGCAACACCACCGUCGUCACGGAAGCUGCAGGAUCAUACCGCACCCCUCUCCAACAGAGCGUUCUCAUCGGCUGCUCUGAAGUCGACGAAUCAAUCGGCGGGUUCAUGGUCUACACAACACAGACCAGACCUUGGUGCCCGACAGUCCGAGCCGGAAGACGCCCUACUGACAGUGUCAGUUUCUGGCACCCGACAUAGCACUUUCGAUAAUGCCCCGGUAAACAACGGUCGCAGCGCGACGACGUAUGCACCAACAACGGCAACACCAUCGUUGUCACGAAAGCUACAGGAUCAUACCGCACCCCUUUCCAACAGAGCGUCCUCAUCGGCUGCUCUGAAAUCGACGAAUCAAUCGGCGGGUUCAUGGUCUACACAACACAGACCAGACCUUGGUGCCCGACAGUCCGAGCCGGAAGACGCCCUACUGACAAUGCCAGUUUCUGGUACCCGACAUAGCAAUUUCGAUAAUGCCCCGGUAAACAGCGGUCUCAGUGCGACGAUGUACGCAGCCACAACAGCAACACCACCGUCGUCACGAAAGCUGCAGGAUCAUACCGCACCCCUUUCCAACAGAGCGUCCUCAUCGGCUGCUCUGAAAUCGACGAAUCAAUCGGCGGGUUCAUGGUCUACACAACACAGACCAGACCUUGGUGCCCGACAGUCCGAGCCGGAAGACCCCCUACUGACAAUGCCUGUUUCUGUCAAGCGACAUAGCAAUUUCGAAAAUGUACCGGUAAACAGCGGUCUCAGUGCGACGAUGUACGCAGCCACAACAGCAACACCACCGUCGUCACGAAAGCUGAAGGAUCAUACCGCACCCUUCUCUAACAAAGUACCCUCAUCGGCUCCGGGGAAGUCGACGAAUUUUUCGGCGGGUUCAAGGUCGAUGGAUCAUAGAACUGACCAUGGCGCCCGACCAUCUGAGCCGGAGGACGCCGUACUGACAAUGCCUGUUUCUGUCAAACGACAUAGCAAUUUCGAUCAUGCACCGUUGAACAGUAGUCACAGCGCGACAACGCAUGCACCGAUAACGGCAAUACCACCGUCGUCACGGAAGCUUCAGGAUCAUGUGGCGCACUACUCCAACAAAACAUCCUCGUCGGCUGCUCUGAAAUCUACGAUUCAUUCGGCAGGUUCAAUGUCUACCAACCGCUCCGUUUCGAGUAACACCACUACCAAAUCGAUGGGUUCCUCGACGACGAGUUCGGAUGCAAAUGUGUUCAAUUCUCAUAUAGAAUCGGCAGGAUUCACUUUUGACGCCUUUGGUCUCGACGCAUCCACUUUGAAUCAAGAAGUGUCACAGGCCAUGAGCGAGAUUGACACAAACAACGUCAUUGGCUUUGCUGACGAGUUUUCCUCUUCCUUGUGGAUGGGUGAUUCCCCUUCUUCAUCCCGGUCGUCUACACCCAACGUUAGUUUGGAAGAGGCAGAUGGCUUCGUGGAUGGCUUUCGGGUAACUCAGCCGAAGCAGAAUAUUCCAAUCGACGUAAAGGACUUUCCUUCGACUACGGCACAAUCGCCAAUGAAUUUUGAUACUUCAUCGAGUCGGCCAUUCGAUGGUCAUUCCGGACACGUCAAUCGAUUCAAGGGACACGGAGAAUUUGCUGUUACCAAGCGGCCACCAUUGAUGGAUGAAGAGACACCACUAUCCAUGAAAGGCCAUUCGGAGAGCAAUGCUACACCUCAACCGCUCGGGAAUAUCACGUCAGCAACACCGUUCAGAUCAUUCGGCGCCUUUACGGUCGCUGCCUCUAACUCCAAGGCUCGCGUCAAGAAGGUAACAUCGACUUCAAAAAGUGGUUAUAUACAACGGCAUCCCCAUGCGCAUAAGACAGUCCAUGCUUCACCAACACGGAUGCUGCCUGCGACGCCGUCUCAAAGCAAGCCAGUUCCAACCUCGCCAAGACAUAUGCAACCACAAAACGAAGUUGAAUUCGUCGACGAUUUAGAAUCCGAGGAAUCUACACCAAAAGCUUCGUUGGUUGAGGCUUCGGAAAUCGGAGCGCGGUUGGAUAUUGGCUCAGAGUCCGAUAAUGGAGUAAAUUCGGAUUAUAUUGGGAGGCCGUCGAACCUCUCGUUGUUGAAGAUUCCUGCUGCGACGGCAUCGAACAAGGACAAAAAAAAGCUCAACCCCGACACACUGAUGCCAGAACCGAACGAGACGGUUGCGAAUGAAGAAAAGAAAGACGAAGACACAGGAGCAAGUCUGGAAAAGACAGUAGGUUCUCUCAAGUCACACUGGGAAAAUCGAGUGUCAUCAGCUCAAUUCACGCCGCCAGCUUGCGUGGAAGGUUCAAGACGACCAGUAAUCAUUCCGCGCGAGGAGAUUUCAGGCCUGCAAUCAAAGUUAGGCGACAGCAUUUUGUCACCGGAGAGAUUGGAACAGCACCAAAGUGUGCUGUCAGAGGAGGCGCAAUUGCCAAUGGAAAGAAUUACGACGAAAGCGGCCUUUUCAAGUAUUCAGCAUGGUUUGCGGUCGUCGCCUGCACUAGAUGCGCACGAAACGAAAAUGACCAAGUCGGAAGGCGGUGCAGCCGUUCGUCAUUCACAUUUAAGUCAGGUUUUGAAUAGUCUACAGAAAAGCGAAAAAGAAGAUUCGCUCAGAGAUACACAAUCUGAUACAGGCGCGCCGGUCACUUUUGCCGUGAGAUUGCGUAAGACGGGUUUUGAUGAUCGCACAUGCUCGUCAGAUGAUUCAGAGUCGAGACAAAGUGGGCAAAAGAAAGAGGAAAACGAGACUGAAACGUCGCCUAGCGCUAGUGAUAAGUCGACUGAAGAAAUUGUAGAACACACAUACGGUGAACGAUGUGAGCUGGAGUUGCAAAAGCAACGCGAAGAGGAAGAUAAUUUGCAAGGCAGCAAAAAUGGAGAAGAGUUCUCUGACCCGUAUGCUCGACCUCAAAUAAUAAAUCGUGUUGCGUGCAACAAGCAAAAAAGAGUUGACGAGUCUGAAGAGCAGCAGUCGGGCCAUCAGCUACAUUCACAUCAGUUGAGUACUACUUCGGAUGAGUGUAAAAUAGAACACUAUACGAUUGGAGUUGACUCAUCGGAACAGUCCGAGGGCUCCAGGCAAGACGAAGUUCCGGAGUUAAAGUCAGCUUCAACUACCGGUAUGCUACAAGAGAAACUAUCGCCGAGCCGUCGUCGUAAUUCUGACCUCAUUAUUGAACCAGAGCACGAUGACAAAAGCCAUACCAGCGAACCGAAACCUCUUGUCCCUCCCAGUGCUGCCGUAUCGCAUUUGUUGAUGUUGCAGCAACUGCAGCAACGCCAAGAACCUUCAGAUCAUAACUCUGUCGCUUCCGGUCGAGGAAGUCUUUCGGUUAUGACUACUGAUACAGUAGUGUCAGAAGAGAGUCAACCGCGGUCGACAAAAGCACACACUCCGAAGGCAACUAUGAUGAUGCUAAAUGCAUUCCUAGCCGGCCGCGAGUCAAUUACCUCCUGUAGCGAAGAUAAACAAGCCAAGCCGGACCUCAUCGAUUUCGAAGGCGAGGGUUCAGAUUUCAAGUCGCCACCCAAAGGUGCUCAACCCGCUCCAAAUUCAAAUCUUCCGGCGCUAAAGGACGAUCCUACGUACGAACGGUACCUUAAAAUGUUGAAGGUCAGUAUGCCUCUCGAAGUCGUAAAACAUGCUAUGAUACGAGAUGGUUUAGACCCUACUGUAUUGGAUGGUGAUCACAAUAAGCCCGCAGGCAUUCUGCUCAAAGACGACCCAGCAUAUCAAAAGUACUUCAAAAUGCUCAACAUUGGGCUUCCAAUGGAAGCUGUAAAACAUGCGAUGGAACGCGAUGGUUUGGAUUCGCACGUAAUGGACUUGGAUCACAACCUCCCGGUGGCGAAUGGGAAAGCGAUUGUUGAACAGGAGCCGCAAGAGAAAGACUCACAUCGCCGAGCCCGGCUUCAUUGGAAAACGUUGCGCAAGGUCACGUCAAAUUCGCUUUGGGCUCAAAUUGACCAGGACGAUGAGCUCGAAAAUAUUGAUAUCGACGAAGAAGAAUUCCAAGAGCUCUUUCAAGUAGAGAAAUCGGAGACGGUCACGCCAGUUAAAGCCGCCGUUGUUACUGAAAAGAGUAGUGCAUCGGUCAGAGUAAUUGACGCAAAGCGGGCGAACAAUGGUGGUAUUAUCCUUGCAAGACUUAAAAUGUCCCAUGAUGACAUGGCUGAUGCUGUGGACCGUAUCAACGAACACGCUUUGUCCGCAGAACAGAUAGAAAAAAUGAUUGAGUUUCUUCCAACCAAGGACGAACGCAAAGCUCUUGAAGCGUAUAUGCUCGGGGGUGGUCAGGACGCGGCAGAAAAAUUCGAAGGACUUUGUGAAUGCGAAAAGUUCAUGGUUUCUAUGAUGACGGUUAAGCAUGCGAAACAGAAAGUCAGAGCGCUUCUUUUCCGCCUACAAUUCGAGACGUGCAUCCAGGAUAUCCAAAAGGAUACAGUAGUGGUCGAAGCAGCGUGCGAUGAACUUAGCAACUCUAUCCGGCUCCGUCAACUACUCGGCAUUGUUCUUACGUUUGGAAACAGAUUAAACACAGCAGGCAAUAGGAAGCGGAAAGCAGGGGCUUUUACUUUGGAUUCGUUGCUGAAGCUCAAUCAAGCCAAGGCAUUUGACAAAAAGACAACGUUUUUACAGUACAUAGUACUUAUCGUUCGACGAAACAACGAGCUCCUUCUUCGUUUUAAGGACGAUCUUCCAUCAGUUCUGCAAGCAGAUAAAGUAUUUUGGGAUCAAUGCGUCUCUGAUCUUGAAGAGGUGGAAAACCAACUCGAAAAUGUCCGUCGCAUUGCCCUCCACCAGGCGAGGCAAGCCAAAAGUUAUCGUCUGCCGCGGAAGAAAAGCCGCGGCGAAGAGAACGAAGAAGAUCUAAGUGAUGCUGAUAUCUCUUUGUCUUUGGAGGAAGAGGUUGAAGCGCUGAGAGCUACUCCGAUUGGCCUAUUUACUUUGUCGGCGAUCAAGUACGUUUCCUCGCUGCGAGACAAGGUUGAAGAGACCAAGAGCAAGUUUGCUAGCCUCUUAGAGUAUUUUGGCGAAGACGACAAGGAGAUGCAGCCACACCAGCUUUUCAGCAUCAUCGUUUCCUUCAGCCGCGAUUUCGAAAAAGCGAAGAAUCAAGUUUUUACAGAGGAGAAGAGGAAGCAGCGGGAGGAGCGGAAACGACAAGCAAAAAGUAAUGGCCUGGCGAAUGAUGGAAAGCCACUAAAGCCCUCGCCUACGCCAUUGUCGGAGCCAAAGGCUUAUAACGGCUCGAGUACUUCACCGUCGUUGCGGAAAGCGCUUGAUUCGGAAUACGAAUCUUCAACACCAAGUCAAAGGGUUUUAGUUGAGACUCCUCUGGCUCGUCGAAACGAUCAUCUUCACUCUGAGAAGGAAAGUGCCUCAGAAUUCGACGUCAGCAUCGAUAACAGGGGUGAUUGUACUGAUGCUGCUACGUCGAAUCUUUCCAUCCAAAGUCAAUCAUCGGGUGCAGCGCAUCUUACCAAUACCCAGGUCCCUUCAAAAGUCGAAAAUAUGCAAAGUUUUACUGGCGGUAGAGACGAGACGAGCACUUGUAUGUCUUUCGACACCAAUCCUCACGCAAAAGCCAAUGAGGACGACAACGACAAACAUAACGGCUUGGUAAGCACUGCAGCCAAGUCUCACGAUUCCAGCGAGCAGAACCAACCGAUUGCAGCUACACCCAGCAUGAGGGCUGCCUUGAGAACCAAAGCCCGUCUGCGUCGGCAACGCUUUACGACCGCUUCCGUACAGUCAUCUACUAUUUCGAUAGAUUCGGGCGCAGAGGAUGACUCCCAAAUGACCCCCAACAGCGGCGAGCCUACAACAGCCGACAUGGUUUGUGUUCAAGCUCCCACGUCUAAUCAAUCGGACAGUCGCAAUCGUAGCAGCUUGGAGCAGCACAUCUCUCAGCAAGCGGAAACUCAUGAAAUUUUUUCUAUGGAUGAGGCUUUAGAACUUGACUAAGUAAUGCACUUGUUAAAUAGCUUUGU
Messenger RNA from Phaeodactylum tricornutum CCAP 1055/1, 7142 nucleotides. RefSeq lists its product with no specific name. The record is from RefSeq and is a predicted model, not a curated record. The transcript has a single exon. Gene Ontology annotation, cellular component: WASH complex. NCBI's taxonomy places the organism in Eukaryota, Bacillariophyta, Bacillariophyceae, Surirellales, Neidiaceae. The coding region runs from base 1 to 7116 and encodes 2371 amino acids.